AUGGAGAGUGGUAUUCAUGUGUCCAAAGAGUGGAAGCUUUUCAAGAUUGAGCUGGAUGGGAAAAACAAGGAAGUGCACCAGGUGUCUCUCCGGAAGAAAAUGAGAGAACAUUUCAUAUCGAAAUUGCACACCAUUUGUAGAGACAACGUAAAACAAGCUGAGCAGGAAGCCAUAACAAAAGCAAUGGACAAGAUUUCUGAAAGGCAAUUUGGCACCACUUCUAAAAUGUUCAAAACUGUUUACAGCCUGGCAAAAGCAUGCAUACCAAUUUCAAGCAUAGAAGAAUUGAUAGAAUUACAAACUGAAAAUGGAGUAGAACUGGGAGUAGGAUUGCAUUCAAGGCCAUCAGUUGUGAAAAUAGUUGAGUGCAUUACAAAUGAAAUUAAAACCCAAAUGUUUUCCAGCAUCAUUGCACGGAAUCUGAAGAUAUGUCUGAUCAUUGAUGAAGCCUCAACAGUAUCCUGCAAACCAGUUCUGAUAGUUUUCUUAAAAGUUGAGGACUCAGAGGACCCACCAAAUAUUUUUGUCGAGCUUGUUGAAUUGAAGAAACAAGAUGCAGAGACAAUAUGUUCUGCAGUUUUUGAAAGUUUACGUAAGGUUGACUUUACCUACAAAAAAAAUUUGAUAGUGUUCUGCUCUGAUGGUGCCAGUGUUAUGCUUGGGAGAAAAUCUGGAGUGAGCACCAGAAUAGCAAAUGAGUUUCCAAACAUCAUCAUAUGGCACUGCUUGAACCAUCGUUUCCAACUUGUUUUAGACGAUGCCAUAAAGGAAAUAAAACAAGUAAAUCAUUUAAAAAUUUUUAUUGAUAAGAUAUGCUCUAUUUUCCAGCAGUCCAAUAAAAACCAAAUUGAACUUGAUGAAAUAUCUGAAGAACUUGAAAUUAACAUCAUAAGGAUUGGUCUAAUUUUUGGGCCAAGAUGGGCUACCUGUAGUUUACGGGCAACCAUAGCUGUGUGGCGUGCCUAUCCUGUACUACAUCAAUAUUUUCAUGGGAAUGCAAAAUACUCAGGUAUGUCUGCCCGUCUGGAAAAUAAAUAUUUCUUAAAUGAUUUAGCAUUGAUAAUAGACAUUUUGGAGGAAAUUUCACUUCUUUCAACUGCACUGCAAGCACGCAAUACGGACAUAAUAAAAGCUGAAAAACUGGUGAGAAGAUCAAUAAAGGCAUUUGAACUGCUAGCAAAGGGAAAGGGCCCAUACGAAAGAAAAGUUGAAGAACUAAUUACCUCAGAAACCUUCAGGAAUAUAAACUUCAUAGAAAACCAUCGAUUUGUUGGUCUUCAUCGAGAAAGACUUUUACAAAGUAUCAUCAAAAAUUUGCAGAAACAACUGAUGGACUCUGAGCAUUUAAAAACUGGGAACCAACUGCAAGACACCAUAAACAAACUACAGUUUCUACAGUUUUUGGUGCCAGAGUACUGGGAUUUUGAGGAAAUAGUCAUUCCUUGGGUAGCAGCUGAAGAACAACUGCGCAUAUUUAGUGAUAUUUUCAACUAUAACAUUAUAGAGAUUUUGUGGAGAAUGUCUUAA
Pantherophis guttatus is the source of this 1527-nucleotide messenger RNA. The record is from RefSeq and is a predicted model, not a curated record. NCBI's taxonomy places the organism in Eukaryota, Metazoa, Chordata, Lepidosauria, Squamata, Colubridae.